This is a messenger RNA of Prosopis cineraria, 1562 nucleotides long. RefSeq lists its product as uncharacterized. Gene Ontology annotation, cellular component: Golgi membrane; trans-Golgi network. NCBI's taxonomy places the organism in Eukaryota, Viridiplantae, Streptophyta, Magnoliopsida, Fabales, Fabaceae. The record is from RefSeq and is a predicted model, not a curated record. Bases 594 to 1106 code for a protein of 170 amino acids. The transcript has 5 exons. Gene Ontology annotation, biological process: Golgi to endosome transport; Golgi to plasma membrane protein transport; protein localization to Golgi apparatus.
ACCCUAAUUUCUCAUUUCUCAUUUCUCAAAACGACGAGUAAUAACUGUAAACGGCAUAUUCAUUGUUCCUCUGCUCAGGUUCUGCAAAAUCGUUCUCUCUCAAUUCAAUCUCGCCUAAAAAGUUCUAGCCGGAGAGGGACACUUCCAAAUCCCAGAAAUUCAUUUUCUUAUCGAUCUCAAACUGUUCACUCAAGUUUUUUCUGGUCAGGUUCUGGGCAAGUUCUCUAGUCUGAGGCCGGAGCCUGUCUAAACAUUUUGCAGGAAUUUGCUACUGUAUCAACCUCCGUAACAAAAAAUCUAGAUCUGAGCAUCUACAUGGUUCUGAGUUCGGGUUUGGAUGGAGAAUAACCAAAUGAUUGGAAUUGAAGAGUGAAUGUUUCUAAGCUUGAUGAUGCUUUGUGAGAAUUUGGGUUUCUAAAACUCGAUCACUUCUCUGAAGGACGAGCUCUCCGGCUUCAAUUGCUUAGAUUUUAAGUGUUUUAUAGGGAUGAGCUGUGUGGCUACGAUUCAAGUAUAAGAAUCUGGGUUGAUUCCUAUAGGAAAUUUUCUUUCUCAAGUUUCCGGAGGAUCAGGUGUCUUGAGAACUCGCCGUCAUGUUCUAUGGUGCGGUGGUCUGGGACCCUUGGCUUAUUGUCGCUCAAAUUGUCUGUCUUCAAUGUUUAUAUUAUAUCACUCUUGGAGUGUUCCUAUCGAUACUUGUCGGGACUCGCGUAUCUCGGUUAAGCCUCGUAUAUUUCUUUGAUUAUGUGACCAUCACUACCUCUACCGUUACUGGUUGGUGUGUUAUUGCCUCAUUUCUGCUCAGCUCUUUUGCAGGGUCUGUAUAUAUGCUUUAUUUAAUUGAAAGGGCAAAGAAAUGCUUGGAUUUUUCAGCCACCCUCUACAUCAUCCAUCUUUUUAUAUGCAUUGUGUAUGGAGGUUGGCCAUCUUCAAUCACUUGGUGGAUUGUGAAUGGUACUGGAAUUGCUGUGAUGGCAUUACUGGGUGAAUACCUGUGUAUCAAACGUGAGCUCCGGGAGAUACCAAUUACACGAUUACGUUCAACAUCAGGUUUGGAUAGGGUUGUGGCUAGACAAACCCCAAUAACCCAGGUCAGAAUAUCUUGACCCUACACAGCCCAAUCAUGAUUAUGCUUCUUCAGAUUGGGUCUCUCAGAUGUUUGAUUGGCAGUGAGUUGAAGUCAAGAAUUGUUGUGUUCGGGAAUCAUAUCAGCACGUGUUUCUAUGCUUCGAAAUUCAAAUUUGGAUGAUCUUCAAGAUAGAGCCCAUGAAUUGAAUGAUUAUUCAUGCUACUGGAGGAUUUAUUCUCUCUAAUAUAUUGUUCCUUAGUUUCUUAGAAAUCCAAACAUAGAUUAUCCCGCUAGACUAGUACAUCAUUUUUGAAGAAACCCUGAAAACUUUAAUGGAAGUAAUUCUUUUUCUCCUUAUUUUUAUUUUUCUUUUCUGUUGUGAGUUUGCUGAUCUGUUUAAGAUCUUAAAAGCAUGUCAUAAUUAUGUUCACUGACAUUCAAUGGGGUUGUUAAAUAUAAUAGAUCUCUGCGAUUACCUUUUUUCUCCUUCAAA